AUGGGCUCCGUCGUCAUCCCCCAUCUCAGCUCCGGCUGGCACGUCGACCAGGCCAUUCUCAGCGAGGACGAGCGGCUCGUCGUCAUCCGCUUCGGCCGCGACUGGGACUCGGACUGCAUGCGGCAAGACGAGGUUCUCUACAAAAUCGCCGAAAAGGUCAAGAGCUUUGCCGUCGUCUACGUCUGCGACAUUGACCAAGUACCCGAUUUCAACCAAAUGUACGGUACGUUUUGUUGUGUCUCCCCCUUUCCUACUCCUCGCUGCCCGCCUCCUAACUCGAUCAAAUCAGAACUCUACGACCCUUGCACAAUCAUGUUCUUCUUUCGCAACAAGCACAUGAUGGUCGACUUUGGUACCGGCAAUAACAACAAGCUCAACUGGGUCCUCGAGGAUAAGCAGGAACUCAUCGACAUCAUCGAGACGGUGUACCGCGGCGCGAAAAAAGGACGCGGCUUGGUCGUCAGCCCCAAGGACUACUCGACGCGCCACCGGUACUGA
This is a messenger RNA of Cordyceps militaris CM01, 498 nucleotides long. RefSeq names its product mitosis protein dim1. Lineage: Eukaryota; Fungi; Ascomycota; Sordariomycetes; Hypocreales; Cordycipitaceae. The transcript has a single exon. The coding region runs from base 1 to 498 and encodes 165 amino acids. Gene Ontology annotation, biological process: mRNA splicing, via spliceosome. Gene Ontology annotation, cellular component: spliceosomal complex; U4/U6 x U5 tri-snRNP complex; U5 snRNP. The record is from RefSeq and is a predicted model, not a curated record.